CUCCUUUUUUAUAUACACAUAUAUUUUUUUUUUUGUAUACAUAAUAUAUCUUUUAUAGAAUAUAAUAUACAAAGAUGGCUGACAAUAAGUUUUUCUGUCGCAUGUAUGAAAAUGAAUUCCCUAAGGUUGACGAUGUUGUUAUGGUCAAUGUUCGUCAAAUUGCCGACAUGGGUGCUUACGUUAAACUUCUUGAAUAUGGUGAUAGAGAAGGCAUGAUCUUGCUUUCUGAAUUAUCUAGAAGACGUAUUCGUUCAGUUCAAAAGUUGAUUCGUGUUGGUAGAGACGAAGUCGUCGUUGUUUUGAGAGUUGAUGAAGAAAAGGGUUAUAUUGAUUUGUCUAAACGUCGUGUUACUCCUGAAGAUAUUAUCAAGUGUGAAGAAAAAUACAACAAGUCCAAAGCUGUUCAUUCUAUUUUGCGUCAUGUUGCUGAAAAGAAUGACUUACCUCUUAAAGAAUUAUAUGAAACUAUUGGUUGGCCUUUGUAUAGAAAAUAUGGCCAUGCUUAUGAUGCUUUCAAGAUGGCUAUUGUAGAUGCUGAUGCUGUUUUCCAAGGCAUGAAUAUUUCUGAAGAAGUUCUCAAGGAAUUAUUGGCUAUUAUUAAGCGUAGAAUGACUCCUCAUCCUGUCAAGAUUCGUGCCCAACUUGAUAUUAGAUGUACUGGUAUUGAUGGUGUUAAUGCUAUUAAGGCAGCCUUGAAGGCAGGUGAAUCAGUUGGUUCAGAAGAAGUGCCUAUUAAGAUUACAUAUUUAGCUGCACCUUUCUACGUUGUUACUGUUGAUUCUUUAGAUAAGAAACUUGGUUUUGAAGUAAUUGAAAAGAGUAUUGAAGCGAUAAAGACAGAAUUAGAAAAGCAUGCUUGGACUAAAUUCAAGGUAGAAAAGGAAGCUAAAUUGGUUUCUGAUUCUGAUGAUAAAGAUUUUGCUGCUUUGUUGGCUCAAGCAGAAAAGGAAAAUGAGCUUGUUAGUGGUGAUGAAGAUGAAGGUGAUGCUGUUGCUGCUAGUGAUGAUGAUAUGUAAAAGUAAUUACACUAAUAAUAAUAAUAAUAAAGAAGAUGAUACAUAUUUUGUUUUAAUGUCUAUAUGCAUGUAGUAUAUAAACUGUGUCCUAUUUUAGCCUAAUUGUAGAGCAGCAUUUUAUAUAAGCGACCGUGUAUUAUUAAAUCGAGCCAAAUCAUUUUAAUAGUCGUCGUCGUCGUCUGCUUUUAUAAUUUAUUAGAAAAUUUUCACGCAUGUUUAAAUUAUCUCCCUUCUCUUUGCUUAUUUUAAAUAAAAGUUACUGCUAAUAUCUCGC
Cokeromyces recurvatus is the source of this 1290-nucleotide messenger RNA. Its product is annotated as eukaryotic translation initiation factor 2 alpha subunit-domain-containing protein. The coding region runs from base 75 to 1016 and encodes 313 amino acids. NCBI's taxonomy places the organism in Eukaryota, Fungi, Mucoromycota, Mucoromycetes, Mucorales, Mucoraceae. Gene Ontology annotation, molecular function: RNA binding; translation initiation factor activity; ribosome binding. Gene Ontology annotation, cellular component: multi-eIF complex; eukaryotic translation initiation factor 2 complex; eukaryotic translation initiation factor 2B complex. The record is from RefSeq and is a predicted model, not a curated record. The transcript is spliced from 6 exons.